AACGGGCUGCACCGGGCUGUCCCGCUCCGCACUGGGCGGGAACGCCAGACUGUCACAGAAACACCUGAAAGCUGAAAUUUGGGACUACCAGGAGGGCUGCUUGACUGAGGACAACAGGAUCGGGACCCUCCCUGCCAGGGAAGUCACCAAUGGACUGUGGACACUUAGCUGGCAGCAGCGAGGAGAUCUCCAGCCCGGGCGUAGAGCCCGAUUCCCUGCUGCCUUCUGCUGCCGGCGGCAAUUCCUGCCCUCCCUUGGUGGGUGGGCAGCGGGCUGGGGCACCCCCGGGCCGACCCGCGGCCGCCAACGCCGCUCGGGAGCGCAGCCGGGUGCAGACCCUGCGCCACGCCUUCCUCGAGCUGCAGAAGACUCUGCCCUCGGUGCCGCCCGACACCAAGCUCUCCAAGCUGGAUGUGCUCCUUCUGGCCACCACCUAUAUCGCGCACCUCACUCGCAGCCUGCAGGAUGAGGAGGAGUCACCGGGAGAGGGCUUGGGCACCCUGCGAGGGGAUGGAUACCUCCACCCUGUCAAGAAGUGGCCCAUGCGUUCCAGGUUAUACAUUGGAGCCACAGGACAGUUUCUGACUCACUCGGCACAAGGAGACAGCGCAAACCAUGGGGAAACAUCAACAACUUCACAAAUCUAAUCUCCCUUCUGGCUUUUAAAAAAAUUGUUAUUUAUUACACCUUAUAUAUAUAUUUAAGUUAAAAAAUAAUAUCUAUAGACAAACUACAAUUCCUGAAAUACUGUUUGUGGAGGAGAAUGAAUUGAUUCUUAAAUGUAAUUAAUACCUCAUUAAGUUAACGUGAUGCAUUUCUAUCAGAGGACAUUGCUGGGAUCUGAAUGACGGGAUCUGGAGGCGGCAACUGCAGCCACCAACACGAGCAGCAGCCCAAAGGCAGAGCUGCCAGCAGAGUAGGUAUCCUUGUUCCCUCUGGGACAAGUGCUGAG
Molecule: messenger RNA, 952 nt
Organism: Manacus vitellinus (golden-collared manakin)
Lineage: Eukaryota; Metazoa; Chordata; Aves; Passeriformes; Pipridae
Gene: TCF24
Product: transcription factor 24
Exons: 4
Coding region: 150-647 (165 amino acids)
Biological process (GO): developmental process; regulation of transcription by RNA polymerase II
Molecular function (GO): RNA polymerase II transcription regulatory region sequence-specific DNA binding; DNA-binding transcription factor activity, RNA polymerase II-specific; protein dimerization activity
Source: RefSeq, a predicted model, not a curated record